UUGCCCUUGACCUGGUCAAGUUUCCGGGGGCCUUCCGGUCGUGGGCACCGACCGACCUGGCCAGCGCAAUCAAACAGCUCCGUCUCGGCAGCAUGUCCGCAUGCUGGACAGGGAGCAUCGGCGGAAAGACUAAUCGACUGGGGCAUCAUGCUGAUAAAUAGUUACGGGUGUCCCUGGCCAUGGGACUGAUCACACUCACAUCAGCCACCAUUAUUAGUACCAAGGCAAAAAGCCAAUACCACCAAACAAAAGUUUCGAGGAUCAGCUUUCAUAUUCCAACUCAUUGACACUUCGUCAAUACUGGUCAUCACGGUAAUGAAGACUUCAAUUGAGUCUUCGCGCUCUCCAUCCUCUGAGCCGCCCUCGGAGACCCCGGUCGAAAAGCCACCGUCCCCAAGAGACGUGCACGGCGUUAAAUGGGCCCUAGUGGUCAUUGCGCUGCUGUCGUCCUUGUUCUUGUACGCGCUCGACAAUACCGUGGUGGCGAAUGUUCAGCCUAAAGUCGUUGAAACCUUUGGCCAUGUCAGUCUGGUUCCUUGGCUGGGUGUCUCCUUUGCUCUGGCAUCGGCGGCUACGACCUUAAUCUGGUCCAAGGCCUAUGGCACCUUCUCCGCCAAGAAGCUUUACAUUGGUAGCACGGUCGUGUUCAUGGGCGCGUCGGCUCUCUGUGGUGGCGCUCCAGAUAUCAACAGCUUCAUCGUCGGUCGUGCCAUCGCGGGUGCCGGUGGCUGUGGAAUGUACAUGGGUCUGUUGACCUUGAUGUCGGUGACCACAGACAACAUUGAACGCCCGAAGUAUCUCAGUCUGACCGGUUUCAUUUGGGGUAUCGGCACAGUGCUGGGUCCAGUGGUUGGCGGUGCCCUUGGCGACAGCAAGGCGACCUGGCGUUGGGCAUUCUACCUGAACCUGCUGGUCGGAGCGGUCGUGGCUCCGAUCUACUUCCUCCUCUUGCCUGACUUCAGGCCCCAGAAAGAUGUCCCCAUCCUCAAGCGGUUUGGCCAGAUCGACUACAUUGGCGCACUGCUUUCCAUCGGUACCCUUCUAUGCGCGAUCAUGGCCAUGAACUUCGGUGGCGUCUUGUGGAGCUGGAGCAGCGCGAACAGCAUCGGUCUUUUUGUGGGCGCCGGUGUCCUGUUGAUUUUGUUUGUGAUGCAACAAAUCUUCAACCUGGGAACCAGCUUCGAGAACCGCAUGUUCCCUAUGCAUUUCUGGAAGAGCCGUACCUUGAUAGUUCUCUUCUUCACUAUGAUGUUGGCGACAUUCGGUAGCUUCAUCGGCAUCUACUACUUACCCAUCUACUACCAAUUCACCCGCGGAAGCACAGCCAUUCAGACCUCCGUCCAUCUACUGCCCUUCAUUCUGUUCCUGGUCGCCUUCAACCUGAUCAACGGUCAGUACAUGGGCAAGACCGGCUACUACUACCCCUGGUACAUUUUCGGAGCUGCUCUCGAGCUAGUCGGUGGUGUCCUCAUGUACACCGUGGACGAACACACCUCCGAUGCCAAAAUCUAUGGCUACACCAUCAUCUUGGGCACCGGCGUGGGGUGCUUUUGCCAGGCUGGCUUCGCAAUCGCACAGAUGAAGGUCAAGCCUGAGGAGAUCCCCUUCUGCGUGGGCUUCAUGACGGUCGGACAGAUGAUGGGGAUCGUUUUCGGCACGGGUAUCUCCGGCGCCCUGUUCGUGAACUUCGCGCAGCAGGCCCUGCAGCAGAUCUUCCCCCUGGCCAAUGAGGACGAGAUCUCGAAUGCAAUCUCGGGCGUGGGGAGCCAGCUCCUCCGCUCUGCGAGUUCCGAAGAUUAUGCCGCGGCGAUUCAUGGUAUUACCAGGGCGAUCCAACUGGCCUACGUGCCCAUCAUCGCUGCGGGGGCCAUUUGCUUGGUCUGUAGCUUGUUGAUGAAGCACGAGAAGGUUUUUGUUACUGGCAGCUUCGCUGGCUAAUUUGGUGGCUGGAGCCGUGGAACAAGAUCUUAAAAAUGCCGGAAUGACAGUACCGUAUGAGAGGAGGAUUGGAUAGCAGAGAUGGAGAGCCGGAAGAUGAUAUUGAAUACGGAUUUAUGCAGAGUUGUGUUGUCAGCUUGAUCACGCACCUACUCAUGAACCAAGCAGGCCCGUGCUAGAUUGAGGGGGCCGCUACCGAAAAUAAUGACAUUUCGAUUUUACUGUACACUGCAAUAUACUCCCAAAUCAAACAAUCAAUGAUUCGAAGAUGCAUUACUGGCACUCAAA
Messenger RNA from Aspergillus pseudonomiae, 2226 nucleotides. Its product is annotated as major facilitator superfamily domain-containing protein. The transcript has 4 exons. Lineage: Eukaryota; Fungi; Ascomycota; Eurotiomycetes; Eurotiales; Aspergillaceae. Gene Ontology annotation, biological process: transmembrane transport. Gene Ontology annotation, molecular function: transmembrane transporter activity. The coding region runs from base 316 to 1938 and encodes 540 amino acids. The record is from RefSeq and is a predicted model, not a curated record.